Messenger RNA from Glossina fuscipes, 2187 nucleotides. It is a transcript of the gene Pax, whose product is annotated as paxillin. Bases 506 to 2110 code for a protein of 534 amino acids. Lineage: Eukaryota; Metazoa; Arthropoda; Insecta; Diptera; Glossinidae. The record is from RefSeq and is a predicted model, not a curated record. The transcript is spliced from 9 exons.
AUAGCUAAGAUGUGAAAAGAAAGCUAUGCUGAAUGUAAACAAAAAAAAACGUAAUACAAUCUAGUGACGACGUUCUUGCCUGUAUCAGUGUAUAUUAAAUGCAUAGCGACAUCGUGUCUACAUGAAUCUAUUAAGAAAUUUGCACUCGCUUAUAUCAUUUUUUCAAAGAUUACAAAGUGUUUUUAAUGGGAAAAUCAACAAGAAAUAAUUUGUCAAUAGUUGCUGAUUAAUGAAAAUAAAUUCUGUUGCCGUUUGUGAAGUGCAUUUGCAUAAUAUUUUGUAAAUUUUUCAACUGACACUGUGACAGAGGUGUCGGCCUGCUGUGUGGUAUCGGAAACCGAAGCAAAUAUAUUAGAUUUCUGAUCAAUUGCGGUGGUGUAUAAGAAUGCGAAAUACAUAAAAUUAAAUAAAUUUGAAAAAAAUUAAUACCAUCGAAAUGAGAAACAAAUAUGAUCGAAGUUGUGAGAAAGUUUAAUAUAAUCGUUUAGAAUAGAACUGAAUAAAAAUGGAUCGAACUAUGUAUGGCAAAAUUGAUCCGGGUGCUCGUCAACCUUAUCGUACGAUCAGAUCUAGAGGAAUACAGCCAGGAUAUGCUUUACUGGCCGAUUUACAAAACAGUGUACCCGGUCAUCCGCAGCCUCAGUAUAAUACAAACGUUGCAACUGUUCAACAACAACGUCAAGUGCCAUUAGCAACCACAAGCCAAUACCACAACAAUUAUGUUGAAUCCUCAGGUUAUGGAAGCCUUAGAGGCAAAGGAACCAAUACAACUCAGCCUGUUUAUCAGGAGCACUAUUUGGGGACUCAUACCUCGGUUUCACCAUCUGGUCACAGAACUUAUAAUGGCGUGAGCACAAAUUCAAGUUCGUCAGCUAGUCAUUUUCAUAACCAAGGAGCUAUACCACGGCAACCUUAUAAUGGUUCAAGUGGACCACUGAACACCGCCAGUAAUUUGUCUGAAUUGGAUUCUUUAUUGGAAGAUUUAAGCAGCGCCAGAUAUAAUGGCGCCAGCUACGAAAGAAAAGAACCGGGUCUAAGUGGCUUCCAUACCCAAUCGACUUCUAAAUACGACACUUAUAACAGUUAUGCCUCGGUCGAAGAAAGGCCAUCCGUAGAUAGUUUAUUAAAUGAAAUGGAUAAUGCAUCACUCUAUGCCAUCCCAAAUGGAGUGCGCGGCAAAUCUCCUACGCCUGGCCGACAUGUAACCAUUACUGUUCGUGAAACUAAAACAGAAAAUGUUAAUGCUCCCGAAUCGAGAUCAUCGAAAGAAGAAGUUAUUAAACACAAAGAUUUUAUACAAAAUAAUGCUAUUCAUCAGUCUUAUGCUUCGUCAGCUACAAAAGAAUUGGAUGAUUUGAUGGCGUCUUUGUCAGACUUUAAGGUAAACAACGGUUCAAAUCAUUAUCAUCAAACUGUAACGGACUACGCCAAGCCGAACAAAGGCACCUCACAUUUAACUCAAACCAUUACUGAAACUACGACUGUAGUAGAAGAUCAUCAACCCGAUCAGUUAGAUUCUAUGCUAGGAAGCCUACAGGCCAACAUGAAUCGUCAAGGAGUCAAUACCGUGCAAAAAGGAUGCUGCAGUGCCUGUGAAAAACCAAUAGUCGGUCAAGUGAUUACUGCCUUAGGUAAGACUUGGCAUACGGAGCACUUUUUCUGCGCUCAAUGCGGUCAACAAUUUGGCGAAGACGGCUUUCACGAACGUGAUGGCAAACCUUAUUGCCGUAACGAUUACUUUGAAAUGUUUGCUCCCAAGUGCAAUGGUUGUAAUCGGGCCAUCAUGGAGAAUUAUAUAUCCGCUUUAAACUCGCAAUGGCAUCCCGACUGCUUUGUCUGCAGGGAUUGUCGACAACCUUUCCAAGGCGGUUCAUUCUUCGAUCACGAAGGUUUACCCUACUGUGAAACUCACUACCAUGCCAAACGUGGUUCAUUGUGUGCCGGUUGCUCGAAGCCGAUUACGGGACGUUGCAUAACGGCCAUGUUCAAGAAAUUCCAUCCCGAGCAUUUUGUAUGCGCCUUUUGUUUGAAGCAGCUUAAUAAAGGCACUUUCAAGGAGCAAAAUGAUAAGCCCUACUGUCACACUUGCUUCGAAAAAAUAUUUGGCUAGUAACUACGCCUUAAAAUCAUUUCAUCACGUACCAAUUGAGACAAAUAUGAUAUAUUAAUAACAAAAAAAAAAAGAAA